Molecule: messenger RNA, 573 nt
Organism: Cladophialophora psammophila CBS 110553
Lineage: Eukaryota; Fungi; Ascomycota; Eurotiomycetes; Chaetothyriales; Herpotrichiellaceae
Product: S-(hydroxymethyl)glutathione synthase
Exons: 1
Coding region: 1-573 (190 amino acids)
Biological process (GO): formaldehyde catabolic process
Molecular function (GO): zinc ion binding; S-(hydroxymethyl)glutathione synthase activity
Source: RefSeq, a predicted model, not a curated record
AUGGCACCAUCCCUACAUCCCCUCAUCGACAACGGCCUCGUUAAGGGCAAAGACAAGUUCCCCGGCGGCACUCUGCGCUGCCACUGCCGUUCCGAUCCCGUUGAGGUCGAGCUGAAGGGUAACGUCCUACACAAUCACGUCUGCGGCUGUUCCCAGUGCUGGAAGCCUGAGGGCGCACUCUUCUCCGUCGUGGCAGUCAUCCCAAAGGAGAAUGUCCGUGUCACCAAGAACGGACACAAACUCGCCGUGCUGGACAAGGACGCGACAAUUUUGCGCACGGCUUGCCGCGAUUGUGGUGUUCAUAUGUUCGGGCCGGUCGAAAAAGACCAUGCGUUCAAAGGAUUGAGUUUCGUCCACGUCGAUUUGAGCGAUGAGAAGGGCUGGCAGGAGCCACAGUUUGCGGCGUUUGUGUCGAGCUUAAUUGAGCAGGGCUAUCCGCCGGAGAAGAUGGAUGAGGUGCGGAAGCGAUUGCGCGAGCUCGGAUUGGAGCCAUAUGAUGUGUUGAGUCCACCGUUGAUGGACGCGUUGGCAACUUUUGCGGCAGAAAAGGCGGGUAAGAGGAGCAAGCUAUGA